UAAUGUCUUUAUUCACAUCUGAAUACAUAGUUAUGUAAAUUUGCUAUAUUCGGUUAUUAUUGUUUGUAUAUUACCUUCUAGAACCUCAAGGGGAGGGGUUGAGAAAAAAACAAUUCUACGUACAACGUUUUGCCACUAGAUGACAGUGUGUUGAAUUAUUCCCAUAUAUACCCUGUGUUGGUUGAUGUGUAACUAUGCCAUCAAAAUCCACUCAUACGCAAGAAAUGGCUUUUAAAUAGCUGCCCCCUGUAGUGGCCUCUAUGCGUGAAAGGGUUAAUAAAGAGUGCACGCGAGUUCAGGUGUUAAGACUGCGGUAAUUAUAUAUGGAUUAUUCGCUGUGUCAUGGUUUGCAGGAGUUGCCCGGCUGCAGUUUCGCACAGCGUAUGUCGCUAUGCGGCGCGAGCGCCCGCUGGUUGCUAUGCGGUGCAGCGCGUGUUGCACACUGUUGCCAGGGAAGAGCGAGCGCGAUGGAGGGGGUGGUCGCAUUGUCUGUCGGGACGGUGGCGGUGUGUAAAUUUCUACCGUCUGUCAGGAACGCUCGCUGAUCCGCCGGUUUGUGUUCUUAACAUGAAAGCAUAAUAGUAUGUGUAGACCAAUACUACAGUUAGAUUCGCAAGCUUAAGUUUCAGCACAGGUUGCUUGUUUCCCGUCGUUUCGUUCGAAAGAAGACAAGACGAGCCAAACCAAACCUAACUAGCUUGAGCAAGAGCUUGUUGCAUUCAGCCGGCGUGAGGAGUGGCAGAGCGAGCCAGGAGGUGCAGGGCGCUUGAACGCGGAUCGGGUCGAGAGGGGCCAGCCUUUGGAGAGCGAAAGGCGGCCGAUGACUUCGGAGGGUACCAGUCAACCGCAAAAGAUAGAGGAGGUCGAGCUGGGAUCAGUCGUUCGAGAUCAAGAGGAGAAAACCGACGAGGACCAAGGCGGCAUGGUGACCACCAAGGGGGCCGGUCUGAAUCCCAAUGCUAAAGUGUGGCAGGAAGUGUCUGCACCUAGCACCCAGGCUCCAGAGGCAGUCACACAGACUUGCCAAUGGCCACCAGCAGAUUCUCACACUGAGGAAUCGGAGGGAUUUAAGGAGUUUGAAGUUGGCUAUGGUGACUUGGAUUCAGCCCCUCCUUUAGAGUGCAGCAUGUUGAAUGGUUUGGAGUCUGAAGAACUGGAUUACCCACUCUACGAACCAGUUGAGGGUGAGGUGGUUGAGGAGCAGCCACUGUCUGAGGAAAGCUUGAAAGAGUCGCUGAAGAAACAACUGGAGUUCUGCUUCUCCAGGGAGAAUCUCUCGAAGGACCUUUAUCUCAUGUCUCAGAUGGACAGUGAUCAGUUUGUACCAAUCUGGACCAUAGCCAGCAUGGAGGGGGUCAAACUGCUGACAACUGAUAUGGAGCUGAUACUUGAGGUUCUACGAGCCUCUCCCAUGGUGCAGGUGGAUGAGAAAGGCGAGAAAGUACGGCCAAACCACAAACGAUGCAUUAUCAUCCUCAGAGAAGUACCGGAGGAUACACCUGUUGAGGAGGUGGAGGCCCUGUUUAAAAGUGAGAAGUGUCCGCCGGUUAUCAGCGUGGAGUUUGCACACAAUAACAACUGGUAUAUCACUUUCCGGUCCGACACAGAUGCACAACAGGCUCACAGAUAUUUACGCGAGGAAGUCAAAACCUUUCAGGGCAAGCCUAUUAUGGCACGCAUCAAGGCCAUCAACACCUUCAUCGCGAAGAACGCUUAUGGGGCUGUCGACUCUGCUGUGUACUCCACUCCUCCAUCACAGUUCUCGUCUCCAGUUUACCUGCAGCAGGUGUAUCAGCCUGCCCAGCAGUACCCUCUCUACAGCCUGCUGCCUCAAACAUGGACUCCCUCACCCACCCCUUACUUUGAAACCCCACUGGCUCCAUUUCCCAACAGCACAUUUGUAAAUGGAUUUGGCACAACAGGAACCUACAAAACUGGCUCAGCUCCAAUCAGCCUUGCACGUAGCUACCCCCGCAACCGACUUCCACUUUACUCCAGAAAGAAUGUAAUCAAUGCCUUCAGGAACCAUGUGAAGCCGCAGCCUCGUGUUGAUGCAGAGACCUUGUCUGGUGCCGGCAGUCCUCAGCCCCCAUGUACGCCCAACUCUGACACCACUGCUUCCACUCUCACACCCCUAUCCGAACCUCCGACUUCCCCCAGAGAGAACCACCACUCGGACUUCAGCAGCCGUGCCAGGAGAGGAAGCUAUCGUGGCAUGAGGAGGAGAAGAGAAGAUGAAAGAGUGAGGCAAUUUCCUGAAAUGGAGGUGAAAGCGCCACCCCCUAAGUUUGACCUUGCAGCCACUAACUUCCCGCCAUUGCCAGGGGGCGUACCAUGCCAUCUGCCAGGUGUGACCACGCAAGCGGAGUCAGCGCUGGAGAAUUGCAUGGCAGAUGUAGUUAAGGGCAUCAACAGAGACAAGCCGGAUGUGAAUAAGCCAGAUGUUAGUCAAGAUCCUGGAACCUGUCAAGUGGACGUGCAGUUAACAACUUCUUCCUCUCAAGCCCCAAAGCUUCCCACCACAAAACAGGACAUGCCUGCGAAAAGUGUGUCUCAUCAAGUGAAGAUGGAAGAAAAAGAGGUUCCGUUGUCCAAUGCCCCUCCCAGCACUGCAUCAGCAUGCCCUGUCCAGCCUGUUCCUGCCCCCAAACCUUCACGCAGCCAGUCAACUACAAGCACUGCGACACAAGCAUCCACCCCACUCGUUCCCACAAGCACAACUACACAGGAACCCCGGAAACUCAGCUACGCAGAGGUUUGUCAGAGGCCACCUAAAGACCCUCCCCCUGCACCGGUAGCGCCGCCCAGCCCCACCCCUUCUCCGACCGCUAACCAACCGCUACGUGAGCUUCGUGUCAACAAAUCAGAGUGUGUGGCCUCAUCGCGUUGUAGCCCCAGUGAGAGACUAGAGAAAGGAAUUGAAGGUCGGACAUCCAGAGAGCAGACUGGCUACCAGCGUGGUAACGGACCCAGAGGGUCAGGCUUUAAGCUCAGAGAGCAACAGAGGCGGCCCCUUCAGGGUCGACGCUCUUCUCCACAGUCGGGAUACAGCCGCCGCAGCGGAAAAGAGCAAAACAUACCACCCCGAUCGCCAAAAUAAUGCCUCAUCCCCACUGUACAAGUGUGUAUUAUACAAACACAACGAGAGUAUAUAAAUCUAUAUAGCUAUAUAUAAAUCGACAUGUGAGAACUGGACUGUCACACUGUGGUGUUGAGGAACUCUGUCACUCAAAUAACCAUGGUAUUUGGGAACAUGAUUCUUAAACUAGAAAUUUAAGGAAGAUGACAAACGUCUUACACUUGAAAGAAGAAACAGAGGCCAUGCUUUCUGUAUUUGUCUGUUGUUUUACAGCAAUUGAUUGGCUUGUGAAUGAGUUUUGAUUUUACUUGGUGUGUAAAGGUCCUGGCACUAGUGUACAGUUUAUUGUACAUUUUAUUGUCUAAUAAUGAAAAUUGUCCAAAUCACACAAAAACGGCAUGACACUGCACUUCACCGGUUUAUAUGUUCCAUCUGUGUAUGUGUGUGUAUGUCCUGCUUUUGUCCAAGAUAAGGCUGGAGAAAAUGUUUUCUUCAGUGAUGCUCAAAACGUCAUUUUAUUUUUAAAAUAUUAAUGAUUUGCUUUUGUGCAAUUUGAUGCACGUAAACAAGUUGUAGAGAUGUAGAUAAAUGGCAAGACUUCAAAAUUCAUAGUCGAUUAUUAGCUUUGACCUGACUAUUGUCCUUUGAUACUCAUCCAUUCAAAAAGAUAACCACUGAGCAAAGGAAUAUUGUUAGCAGUCUUCAUGUCACAAUUGACAGUGCUGACUGUGUGCAAUCAUGUCAUGCUUUUAUCUUUAUUGAUGCAAUACAGCACAAUCCCAACCAAGCACUUGCGCUACUGUCGGCAAUGUUUCAUUCACUGUGAAACUCUACCAUAGUUGAGCUAAAUUAAAUUUGUGGACUGCUCAUUCCAUGAGAGUGAGUUGCAGUUUAUUUUGUUAGGUGCAUUGAAAUGAUUUGGAAGCACCCGUGCGAUCUCCGGGUUGUCACACAAGUUUGAACAACAUUGUUCACUGGACUUCAUUGGUAUUCGGUGACAAAUAGCAAAUUCCCUUUCACCUGUUUGUGCGCUACUAAAUCUCAAAAAAAAAAAAAAAUCGUCAGGAAUUCCCAUUUUAUUUUACCUUAAAUCAAAUUGUGUUCUCCAUAUCUGGUAUUCAGAAAGAUAAAGAUGGCACAGAAUAAGACCCAACUGGAAAGUCAUGAAGAAUAGGCGUAGUAGUGCUAGACCUAUAGACUGGAGGAAAAAUGUGGACAAAAGUAGGGGUGUAUAUUCAAGGUGAUUUAGUUGCGUGUUGUAUUGUGUAAUGUUGUAAGGUGUCAUCUGUGAUGGUCCUGUGUUUUUAAUGACCGGGUCUGUCAGUAACCGAAAAAGCUCUAACUGUUUUUUUAAAAGAGAGAAAUUUGUAUAAAUUGAGCCACAGUUCGUUUUUCUUCCCCUUUGGUGUGAAAUUCUUGAGUGAUGUUGGUGUUUAUCAAUCAGGUCUUUGUACAGUUUGCUUUCGUCAAGAUUUUCAUUUUGUUUCGCUGUAGAAUUUUGUCUAGUUAGUGUGCUGCUUCCGUGUUUGUUGAGUCUGAUCUAUUGUAUUUUAGGCCUGUACAUUUCAUGUGAUAUGAUGUACCAGCCACAUUGCUCAUGACUUGCUUGUGUCCUUUUUUUGUUAAAGCAGAGGGGCUGUUAAUUUUGUCAAGCCUGCAAUGGUGGCAUUGACGUCACUAGUGGCAGUCGCCACAUUCUGUUUAGGGGUCUGAAGUUUUUAGUUAAUGAAACAUUUAAAGGUUCUAUUUGUACUGUAAGGGGUCAUUCAGACGGCGUCUAGGCAGCGCUCCGAUAUGUUUUUGUAAAAUGCGCAGCCUAGAACUCGAGGGUCUAGAGAUGCGGGUAUCUGGACACAGCCACUAUGCGUCACCUCUGCCAUGUUGCAGUCAAAUAAAACAGUUGUCAUACCAACUUGUUACUGUAUACAGAAGCUUUCAAUGCUUGCCCCGCCUCCAAAUUCUUCUGAUUGGUUCAAUGCUUUUGGAACUGACAUUGAGCAGCGCUACAGUUUCAGCGCUGAAAGUUUCAUUUUAUUUUACUUGACACGUCGUCUUGAAAACGAGGUGCCUCAAAAGACUAGAGAUGCGAGCUUUCCAGUUAUACACAUCUGUCAAAUGCGUGUUUACAUAAGGAGAAAAUGGGAAAGUAGCGCAAUGGAAUGGAAAAAUGCGUUCUGUCUGAAUGGCCCCUUACACUGAAAUGUUUUUCUGCUCUUAAUCUAUUAUUUGUAAUUUACGUGUAUGGAUUGUCCACAGAUCCAGACCAAAGUCAAAUCAGCAGAGAGACAAUCUCAGGAAGUGCUGUUUAAGUGUACAAACUCCUUCCUCACUUUCAUCAUUCUGCCACAGGCAGGGCCACGGUUAUAUGUGCGAGGGGUUGUAUCAUGUUAUAUCAUGGUUUCAAACUAUUGCGUUCAAUGUGUCUGUAUGCAUGUGUGUUUUAGUUUUAUGAAACAAUUAUUUAGAACCUUCAAAAGGUAAUGUGUCCUAAUAAUUAAUUUCUCAGAUUUUUGAUAGUUUGAAGUUAAUUUAGUGUUUUUUUUUUUCCUUUUAAAUGCUGAAUCUCUCUUAAACUUGAUAAUUAGUGUGGCUUUCUUGUCCUAACAUAUGUGUGUUCAUAUUUUGGGAAGUUAUUUCAGAAUUAUUUUCUAUGGCAAUAUUGUCUUUGGGCGCAAAUUGUGUAGAGACUGCAACUAAAAUGAAAAAAAAUCAGUGGACCUGUAUUUUUUUUUUCCUGAAUUUAUUGCUUUGAUUCAUAUUUGGCUGUUUAUAUGACACGUGUCGUUUUGUUUCUGAUCUAUUCACCUGUAGGCUGUAAGCUUGUUAGACAUGAAAUGGUGCGAUUAUAAGUAGCAAGUUAGCCAAAAAAAUAAUUUAAAAAAGUAUUCUCACUUGUUUAAUCCUAUAGGGAAGGGUAGGUUCUGUCCCAGGAGAAAGUGGGUUAAUCUUAUAUGCUGAGUGAAGUAUUUGAACAACAUUGUUGAUGUUUAUUAACAACGUUCUAAAGCAAAUGGAAGAAAAAAUAAAUGAAAGAUUAAAAUUGG
Messenger RNA from Triplophysa dalaica, 6123 nucleotides. It is a transcript of the gene larp4ab, whose product is annotated as La ribonucleoprotein 4Ab. Gene Ontology annotation, cellular component: cytosol; cytoplasmic stress granule. The record is from RefSeq and is a predicted model, not a curated record. The transcript is spliced from 17 exons. Gene Ontology annotation, biological process: positive regulation of translation. The coding region runs from base 821 to 3100 and encodes 759 amino acids. Lineage: Eukaryota; Metazoa; Chordata; Actinopteri; Cypriniformes; Nemacheilidae. Gene Ontology annotation, molecular function: mRNA 3'-UTR binding.